Molecule: messenger RNA, 1417 nt
Organism: Oppiella nova
Lineage: Eukaryota; Metazoa; Arthropoda; Arachnida; Sarcoptiformes; Oppiidae
Source: the annotation of a GenBank genome assembly
AUAGGUACACUCCUUUACCUGGACUCACAUAAUUGGUACGGUAUUGCCCUCCACUCCCUCAUACAGCCAACUGUCAUAUCGUGGAUAAGAAAAAGCAUAUGAAAUAUAAUAAAAAGUUCAUUUUUUAUCAGCGUUUUGUUGGUCUGUAAUAAACGCGAGAAACAAAUUUGACGAAAAGUUUUUGUUGUGCGAGAAAAUAGUUGAAAAUAUUCUGCGAAUAAUAGUCAUAAACAUAAGUCUAAUGAUGAAUGACAUAAACAAAUGGUUUUACUCGUUAACACUGAACGAGUUGCACCAGUAUAUCAUGAAACUGGAGGUCGAGAACGAGAAGUUGGUGAAAGAGUUGGACACAUCGAGCAAACUGAACAGAAUCCUCGAGAAUAUCGCCAAAAGUACGCAAACGGGGUAUUCCCUACUCAGGAGAAUCGAGAUCAACAAGAAUUGCGAGUGUAAUGAACACAUGAACCAAUCGCUCCGGAAGUCACUCAACGAGUCCAUCAAUGACACCAAUCUUCUACUCAAACACUUCCAGAUGAUAUACGCCAUGAAAGGGCAGCCUAUGGAUGAGUGCGAGCCCUCGUCCCACACACCCCCUGUCGACCCCCCAGUGGUUGACAUAUCGGAUGACCACUCGACUCAGUCACCGGUGCCCUUAUGUAUCAGGAAUUCAGUGGAGGAUAAGGACUCGUCGACGUCGAGUACAUCCCCUCACAGUUCGGGCUACGAGUCCAACGACUACAGCGCCGACAGAUCCACACACAGAAUACAGGACUUUGUAUUCCACCGCAACUAUAGCACCGGUACUAUCAUUAAACAGGAAUCUCAUUCGCCGACAGCAAACAUGUUGUCCACCACUACCUCCUCGGUGUCCGUCAUCGACGAAGACAUGCCUCAGAAUCUAUCGAAACGGAAGAGCCCUGAAGUGUUUAGUCCAGCGGUGGUACAGACGACGCCGAUUGUCCAGACCUGUCAGCGCAGCACAAGUAGGACCAGUCCUCCCAAGACACACAUAUCGCUGUCAACAGCCGGUGCUGUGGUGGCCAUCGAUGGGAUGCAACACUUGCCCAACAAAUGCAGUGAAUGCGACCUCAGCUUUAAUCUGAAGCCUAGUCUUGACCAGCAUUUGUUGACACACGUCAGCCCAACAUUUACGGUUCAAAGGGCAGGCAGAGGAAGACCGGCGAAAAACGACUCGCGAGUACUGCGAGUGACGGACUCCGACCUAAACAUCCUCCGUAUGAACGAUGCGUUUGGGAAACUGCCGGAAGGACUCAUCAGUUUGUCGGCGUUGGAGGAGCUGAGGCGCCAUAAAUUCACGGGCUUUGGCAGAUACCGGUGCCCGUGGCCCGACUGCGGCUAUACCCCGCACUUCCUGCGCGAUUUGCGUCGACAUAUGUUUAAACACACCGGCGAUAAG